Messenger RNA from Botrytis byssoidea, 1968 nucleotides. RefSeq lists its product as uncharacterized. The transcript is spliced from 3 exons. NCBI's taxonomy places the organism in Eukaryota, Fungi, Ascomycota, Leotiomycetes, Helotiales, Sclerotiniaceae. The coding region runs from base 1 to 1968 and encodes 655 amino acids. The record is from RefSeq and is a predicted model, not a curated record.
AUGAAUUAUGAGGAGUUUCCUACAGAGAAUGGGACUGUUCCCGAAACUGCCAGGCGGAAAAUCUCACCCAUGAGUUUCAUGGCUCAUAAACUAAGAGAAUUAAAACGACCCAGUCGACUCCGUAGUCGUAUCUUCUUCUCUCUAAUUUUCAUCUCUUCUGUGAUUCUCAUUGUUCUUGGUAAAUGGCAUGCAUAUAAAAUCCAACACUCAGCAUCACAACUAGGUUCCUAUGUUCCUGAAAAAUUGGCCGGAGCUUUCGCACCAUACACGAUCAUCGAAAACUCUGACUGGGACGACACUAUCCCAUUCCCUAACAAUGAAACCAACACCAAUACAGAUACAAACCCAAAAUUUCAUCUUAUAAUCCCCGCCUGCAAGAAAUCGUUGAAUCUCUGCAAAACUCUCCUCACAGCAUCUAUCCUAAAUUAUCCACCUCUAACACUCCUAGGCUUCAAAUUGAAAUCGGAUGAAACUGAGGAGAAAGAAGAUAAAGCAUCCGCGCUACAAGAAAUACAAGAUAUGCUUGAUUUUCUCAAUGGGAAAGAUAUGCAAGAUGAUGAUUUAGUGCUACUUUUGAAUGCGAAUACAUGGCUGCAGCUUCCGGGCGAAGUCAUCAUUGAGAGAUUUUUGCGGAAUAGGAGGGAAGUGAAUGAGAAGUUACGUGAAGAAUACGGAGUUGAGAAGGGUAUUGAGGCGGGCACUGAAAUGAUAAGGAAAUUGGGACAGCAGAAAUAUACACAGAAAGUACUUUUUGCCGCGAGGAAAGAUUGUGCUGUGGUGGAUAGGGGUGAGCGAGGAGAUGCAGAAGAGAGGAGGGGGGAACCUUGUUAUGAGAAUAUGAUUCCUCAAUUCCCCUUGUUGAAGAAUCAAGGAGGAAAGAUAAAUCAAUAUAGGGAGUAUCCUCACUUUAUCGAAAGCUCUGCGGGAUAUGAAGGCACUUUGGAGUCGAGCAUGGGAGAUUGCGCAAGAGCGGAAUGGGGAUGGGAAAGCAAUGAAGGGAUGUUCGGUGCAGGAGAUUAUGGCGCAGAUUUUUGGAGAACAGGAAGGGAGGAGGGUGGAAAGACGGAGUGUGGAAGAUUGGAGAUGGAUGGGGUGGUUGGAGGGGAUUUUGAGGGUUUCGAUUGUUGGAGAGGAGAGGGGGAGGGGUGGACAACAAAGUGGAGGGAUGAAUGGGAAUCGGACGUUGGGGGUAGGGGGAAUAGUGAGAGGAGUGAUGGGGAGUUUGGUAUCGGAGUAGAUUAUACGUUGGGGAUUUUUUAUACCGUAGAAAAUUCGGGAGAAGAAUUGAAGGUUACGACAUUUAGUGAGAAGGAGAAGCGGAUCGUGAGUAGAAGAGGAGUUGUUAAGGGGCCAGUAAGAGAUAUCACGAUGUUAUCUGGGGAAUGGGAAAAUAUUCCCGGACCGCUGGAUUUAUGCAGAAUCCCAGAUAUAGAUAUAGAUAAAGACGCAGAUAACGAAAAAGAAAUCAGUCAAUCGGUCCAGGAUCUCAGAGCGGCGAGAGAGAAGAAUAUUUCGUGGGAUUCUAUACCACUUCUUACGUAUAGCGAUGGUGAUGGUGAUGGUGGGUUCAGGGGGGUAAAUUCAAAUCCUCGGGUUCCGGUGUCUUUUUCUUUUGGAUUGGGUUCGGAUUCUGAUUCUGGUCUGAGUGGCAACGAUACAAAUAAAGAGAUAGAGAAAGAAAAAGAGGAAUACAGAAAAAAAGAAGAGACCUCGCAAAAACAAAUUUGGGAAAAAACCUGGUGGAAAACAUGGGGAAAACAACUCUGGGAAAAGUGUACGAAAGGGGUGGAAGAACAGAGAUGGGUGGUGGGAGGAGAUGGGGAAGGGAAGGGAAAAAAGGGAGAGGAAGGCGGCAUAUGGGUAGAUGGGAGAGGAGGGAGGGGAGGCGUGUGGACCGGUGAGAGGGUGUGGAUUGAGUGGGGGGAGGUUUGUGCGGGGGAGGUGAUGGAUGAGAUUUGGGGAUCAUGA